AGCAAAGAUCCCAGUAACUGAUUACUUCUUCACUGUGCUGUCCUUCUUUGAGGCUUGAGAUAUUAGUCGGCUGUACAUCAAAUUUCACAACGGAAAAUCCAUUUGCCAGAGCGCCGAUCUGUACGGCAUUGAUCGUUUGGGUGGAAAAUGGAGAGAUCUUCUUCUCUGCUGGUACAUUUUGACAAGGCCACACCAGCACUCGCCAAUGAGAUCAAGGAGGCUCUUGAAGGGAAUGAUGUUCCAGCUAAGAUUGAUGCCAUGAAAAAUGCAAUCAUGCUUUUGCUAAAUGGUGAAACCCUACCUCAGCUGUUCAUUACCAUAGUUAGAUAUGUGUUACCCUCUGAGGAUCAUACUAUUCAGAAACUGCUGUUGCUCUAUUUGGAGAUCAUUGAUAAGACUGAUGGCAAGGGGCGUGUCUUACCAGAAAUGAUUUUAAUCUGCCAAAAUCUCCGAAAUAAUCUUCAGCACCCUAAUGAAUAUAUACGUGGUGUCACCUUAAGGUUCCUUUGCCGGUUAAAUGAAGUGGAGAUCAUCGAACCUUUGAUCCCCUCCAUUAUGUCAAACUUGGAGCACAGACACCCUUUUGUUAGGAGACAAGCAAUUCUUGCUGUGAUGUCGAUUUACAAGCUCCCGCAAGGCGAGCAGCUCUUGGUGGAUGCUCCAGAGACGAUUGAGAGGUGUCUCUCAACAGAGUCGGACCCAUCAGCUAGGAGAAAUGCCUUUCUGAUGCUUUUCAAUUGUGCCCAGGAUCGUGCGAUUGCUUACCUUUUAACCAAUGUUGACAAAGUAUCAGACUGGGGGGAACUGUUGCAGAUGGUUGUUUUGGAGCUGAUCCGGAAAGUUUGUAGAACAAACAAAGCAGAAAAGGGGAAGUAUAUGCAGAUUAUAAUCUCUUUACUGAAUGCUCAUUCAGCGGCUGUAGUUUAUGAAUGUGCUGGAACCCUUGUUUCUUUGUCUUCUGCUCCCACAGCUAUAAGAGCUGCAGCAAAUACAUAUUGCCAGCUUCUUCUCUCUCAGAGUGACAAUAAUGUGAAGCUUAUUGUGCUUGAUCGCCUAAAUGAACUCAAGUCUUCCUACAGAGAUAUUAUGGUUGACCUUAUAAUGGAUGUUCUUAGGGCACUGUCAAGCCCAAACCCUGACAUCAGAAAGAAAACACUUGACAUUGUUCUGGAAUUGAUCACACCCCGUAAUGUCAAUGAGGUAGUUCUUACGUUGAAGAAGGAAGUUGUCAAAACUCAAAGUGGGGAGCUUGAGAAGAAUGUUGACUACCGGCAAAUGCUCAUUCAAUCUAUCCAUUCUUGUGCUGUAAGGUUUCCUGAAGUGGCAAGCACAGUGGUUCAUUUAUUGAUGGAUUUCUUGGGAGACAACAAUGUAGCAUCUGCAAUGGAUGUUGUUGUUUUUGUGCGAGAGAUAACUGAGACCAACCCGAAGUUAAGGGUUUCUAUUGUCACCAGGCUUCUAGAUACCUUUUACCAGAUCCGAGCAGCUAGAGUUUGCUGUUGUGCUCUUUGGAUUAUUGGGGAGUAUUGUGUCUCUCUUUCUGAAGUCGAGGGCGGCAUUGCAACCAUAAAGCAAUGUCUUGGAGAUUUACCCUUCUUUUCAGUUUCUGAAGAUGAAAAAGCUGCUGAUUCAAAGAAAGCCCAGCAGGCAUCCUGGAUGACCAUUUCAUCUAGAAGACCAGCCAUCCUUGCUGAUGGAACAUAUGCCACUCAAAGUGCCGUCUCUGAGACGGCCUUCUCCCCUCCAGCUGUAGUGCAAGGAUCUUUGGGAACAGGAAAUUUGAGAUCUCUUCUCCUCACUGGUGAUUUUUUCCUGGCGGCAGUUGUUGCCUGCACACUAGCAAAGCUCAUUCUAAGACUGAAAGAGGUUCAGCCCUCUAAAAUUGAAGUGAACAAAGCAUCAAGCGAUGCAUUAUUGAUUAUGGUAGCAAUGCUACAGCUAGGGCAAUCAUCAGUUCUCCCUCAUUCAAUCGAUAAUGACUCUUAUGACAGGAUAGUUCUCUGCAUAAGAUUGCUGUGUAACACAGGGGAUGCUGUAAGGAAGAUCUGGUUAAACUCUUGCCGUGACAGUUUCAUUAAGAUGCUUUCAGAUAAACAGAUGCGUGAAACUGAAGAAGAUAAAGUGAAGGCUCAGAUUUCUCACUCACAGCCGGAUGAUCUUAUUGACUUCUACCAUUUGAAGAGUCGAAAGGGCAUGAGCCAGCUGGAAUUGGAAGAUCAGGUUCAAGAUGAUCUUAAACGUGCUACUGGUGAAUUUGUUAAGGAUGCGGAUGAUGCAAAUAAGUUAAAUCGUAUCAUUCAACUCACAGGAUUCAGCGAUCCUGUAUAUGCUGAAGCAUAUGUGACAGUUCAUCAUUACGAUAUUGUCCUGGAUGUUACAGUUAUUAAUAGAACUAAGGAGACCCUUCAGAAUUUGUGUUUGGAAUUGGCUACCAUGGGUGAUCUUAAACUUGUGGAGCGCCCACAGAAUUAUACUCUAGCACCUGUGUCAAGCAAGCAAAUAAAAGCAAAUAUUAAGGUGUCUUCUACUGAAACUGGAGUCAUAUUUGGCAACAUUGUCUACGAGACCUCAAACGUGCUUGAGCGGACUGUUAUUGUCCUCAAUGACAUUCAUAUUGAUAUCAUGGACUACAUAUCUCCUGCUGUGUGUACUGAUGCUGCUUUUAGAACCAUGUGGGCAGAAUUUGAGUGGGAGAACAAGGUUGCUGUCAACACAACAAUUACAAAUGAGAAAGAAUUUCUUGACCACAUAAUCAAAUCAACCAACAUGAAAUGCCUAACAGCACAGUCGGCUCUAGAAGGUGACUGUGGGUUCUUGGCUGCUACCUUGUACGCAAAGAGUGUAUUCGGCGAGGAUGCUUUGGUAAAUAUUAGUGUUGAGAAACAAACAGAUAAUAAACUAAAUGGGUAUAUUAGGAUAAGAAGCAAGACUCAGGGAAUCGCCCUCAGUUUGGGUGACAAGAUUACUCUCAAGCAGAAGGGAGGAAGCUGAUCUUCUAAUGCUCGUAAUUCAUUAUCUCAUUCUGUUAGCUUCUGAUAUUUGAUUAACAGUCCGUUGUCAAAUACAACGGAGAAUGCUGAUUGGAUCUCCUUCCGUACUGCCGUUCAUGGUAAAGUGUUCUUGCAAUCAGCAUUUCAUGCGUCCCCAAUAUCAUCAUGCAAAUUUCAUAUCAUGCCUCUGCGUAGCAUCACCCAAGUUGUCUUUAUUCAUUCUACUCCAUUUAUUUGCAGGACAUGGACGCGAUGUCCUGAAUAGUGAGAUUUAUUGAGCACAUAUGUUUUAAGUUCAAAAACUUGCUUGGGAGCGUAGUGAGAUUUAUUGAGCAUAUAGGUUUCUUUGCAUUGGCAUUUUUGGUUCUAGUCUGAUUUGGGAUUACUAAAAAUAUGACAAUUGAACUAUGUUGGAGAUUAUUUUGUAGAUGAGGACUUCUCGUUUAGGUGGGUUUUUGUUUCAACUUCGGAAAUAUAUGUAAUAAUUUUUUGGAUACUGAAUGGUUGUAGUGUUAAAUAGUAGUAAAUAAAUGCUAAAUAGUCGAUCCAAACUAUUACAUGCUACA
Sesamum indicum (sesame) is the source of this 3556-nucleotide messenger RNA. Its product is annotated as coatomer subunit beta-1. NCBI's taxonomy places the organism in Eukaryota, Viridiplantae, Streptophyta, Magnoliopsida, Lamiales, Pedaliaceae. Gene Ontology annotation, cellular component: cytoplasm; COPI vesicle coat. Gene Ontology annotation, biological process: endoplasmic reticulum to Golgi vesicle-mediated transport; intracellular protein transport; intra-Golgi vesicle-mediated transport. The record is from RefSeq and is a predicted model, not a curated record. Gene Ontology annotation, molecular function: structural molecule activity.